CCAGGAGACACCAGAGUGAACCAAAUGAUCGCGUUAGUUGCAGUUCAUCUUCUUUUCCAUAGGGAACACAAUCGCGUCGCUGAAGAACUUGCAUACUUAAAUUCGGAUUGGGAUGAUGAAAAGUUAUUCCUAGAAGCACGACGUAUAGUAAUUGCCGAAUUUCAGGUUAUAACCUACAAGGAGUUUUUACCAGCUGUUAUUGGACAUGAAAGUAUGGAGGAAUUUGGCUUAUAUUUGCAAGAAGGAUUAUCUUAUUCUUAUGAUUACGAUCACAAGGUAGACGUUUCGAUAUCGAAUGAAUUUGCUUCUGCAGCUUUCAGAUAUGGGCAUUCAAUAGUUGAAGGAUACUUAAAGGCAGGGAUCGAAGCUGGACUCCUGGGUUCUCUCUGCCACCCAAGCACCAGUAUAGGAAUUCCGGUUGCCAUUCCGCUGGACGAUAUCCGUUUUGCCGUAUACGCCUAA
Messenger RNA from Agrilus planipennis (emerald ash borer), 462 nucleotides. Its product is annotated as chorion peroxidase-like. The record is from RefSeq and is a predicted model, not a curated record. The coding region runs from base 25 to 462 and encodes 145 amino acids. Gene Ontology annotation, biological process: response to oxidative stress. Lineage: Eukaryota; Metazoa; Arthropoda; Insecta; Coleoptera; Buprestidae. The transcript is spliced from 3 exons. Gene Ontology annotation, molecular function: peroxidase activity; heme binding.